UUUUCGCUCCUUUGUGCAGUAGGUUGCAAAAUCCUCAACUCUAACCUCACUUUCAACCGUCAAAACAAAUAUUUUACUAAAGCCAUUCAAAUCAUGAAUAUGACAAAUACGACUGCAAACGUUGAUAUUUAUCGUAAACUAGUGAAAACGUACCUCGAUUUGCAUGGGUAUCAAUCUGCGUUAUUUUGGGCCGAUAAGGUGGUAACUCUGACAGGAAACCCCCGAGAUGUAUACUGGUUAGCGCAAUGCAUGUUUAUGUUAAAGCAAUACCACAGGGCUUCGCAUUUAUUGCGUUCGAAGAAUCUGGAUAAGAGUUACAUCUUGUGUAAUUGUUUAACAGCGAGGUGUUUAUUAGAAGCGAACGAAUUUAAUGAAGCACUUCAAGUUUUAAAUUCGAUUGAUUUCGAUUUCAGUACGGAAAAUGCGGCGAAUAUUGAGGCUUUGCUGUUUGAUGAGACUCCUAAAAAUCAAGUUUUCUCUUCUGUUUUUCUGCUGAAAGGGAGGGUGUUUGAAAGUAUGGAUAAUAGAGGCCUUGCUGCUGAUUGCUACAAACAAGCGUUACAAUACGACGUUUACUGUUUUGAAGCGUUUGAAUCUCUGAUCAAGUACCAAAUGCUCACUGCCCGUGAAGAGGAAGAAUUAAUUAACGCUCUGCCAAUCAUGCAACAGUGCAACGGUGAAGAGGCUGAAAUUCUUCUGACUCUCUAUGGAAGUAAAUUAAAAAAAUACCACACACCAAUUGGGGUGAAAAUAACAGAACGUAAUUCCUCUGAGUUAAUUUUAAACAGUAUACCGUCAUUGCCUACUACUCCCAGUGUGAUAGCUUCAACGUCAAUAAGUAGUACACCCAACGUGGCCAGAAACAAUGAUAAAAACUUGAUGAAAAAUGUGGAACAUUUCGAAAGACCGGUUUUGACUAAACUGAAACAAAGUUUAGAUAUGCAAGUGGCUGAGGCCGAACGUUUGUACUAUAAUUGUGACUAUCAGCAAUGUAGUGAGUUGACUGAGGCGAUUUUGCGGGAGGAUCCUUAUCACAAUGGGUGUUUGCCGAUCCAUAUAGCAUGUCAAGUGGAACUGAAGCUUAGCAAUAAACUGUUUUCCCUGGCCCACAAGCUGGUGGAUCUUUACCCCAACUUGGCGAUUUCCUGGUUCGCCGUCGGUUGCUACUAUUACAUAAUCGGCAAAAGUGACUGCGCCCGCCGUUUCCUGUCAAAGGCCACCUGUCUCGACCGCUUAUUCGGCCCUGCGUGGCUCGCCUACGGCCACUCUUUCGCCAUCGAAAACGAACACGACCAAGCGAUGGCCGCUUAUUUCAAAGCCUCUCAAUUGAUGAAAGGCUGCCACUUGCCCCUCCUCUACAUCGGACUCGAAUGCGGCCUCACCAACAACGUAAGACUCGCCGAAAAGUUCUUCAAACAAGCGCAAAACAUUGCGCCGGAUGACCCCUUUGUCAUGCACGAAAUGGGCGUAAUAGCAUUUCAAAAUUUAAACUUCAAAGAUGCGGAAAAACACUUCAAGGACGCGUUGGCCAGGAUCAGGAAGGUUAAAUCAAAUCCUGAUAUAAUACCGAAACGGUGGCAAGGGUUGUUGAAUAAUUUAGGACACACAUGUCGCAAACUGAAGAAAUAUGAAGAGGCUUUGGAUUUUCACCACCAGGCGCUGUUGUUGGCCCCCCAGUCGGCGAGUACGUAUUCGGCUAUUGCUUUCGUACAUGCCCUCAUGGGGCACACUGAAGACGCCGUGGAUUGGUUUCAUAAAGCCCUAGGACUGCGCAUUGAUGAUUCGUUUUGUACCACUAUGUUGAACUAUGUUAUCGAACAAUUAGCCGAAGAAAAACCCCCGUAUCCAGGUGCUCCAGAAUUUAUACCAAAAUUUGAUAUCGAAACGAAGGCUUUGGGGGACACCGAGACUGAAACAUCGCAAGCGAACGAAGAGUCGGCGUCAAUGGCCCCCAGUGAGAUGAGUAUGAGUAUAGAAGUGGACAUGGCGGACGCUAGUGGAAUAAAUAAAGAAUAAAUCUAAUUUUUUACAAAUAAAA
Molecule: messenger RNA, 2038 nt
Organism: Tribolium madens (black flour beetle)
Lineage: Eukaryota; Metazoa; Arthropoda; Insecta; Coleoptera; Tenebrionidae
Gene: Cdc16
Product: cell division cycle protein 16 homolog
Exons: 6
Coding region: 94-2016 (640 amino acids)
Biological process (GO): cell division
Molecular function (GO): protein binding
Source: RefSeq, a predicted model, not a curated record